This is a messenger RNA of Pomacea canaliculata, 5070 nucleotides long. RefSeq lists its product as uncharacterized. The transcript has 10 exons. The record is from RefSeq and is a predicted model, not a curated record. Gene Ontology annotation, biological process: transmembrane transport. Bases 333 to 2243 code for a protein of 636 amino acids. Gene Ontology annotation, molecular function: transmembrane transporter activity. Lineage: Eukaryota; Metazoa; Mollusca; Gastropoda; Architaenioglossa; Ampullariidae. Gene Ontology annotation, cellular component: membrane.
GAAACCCUACUUCCUAGUUGUCUGGGGCAAGUGGAAACUGCAAUGACUUUAUAGCUUCUCAGAGUGAUAAGCAGGAACCUAUCGCCAACUGCAGUCUUGCUGGACAGGUCAAAACUGUUGCCCUGCUGGAUAACGGUUAGUCCUUUUUCAGGCUUCGUGGUGUGUGUGACAUGUUGACGGGUGCUGCUCUGACAGAGGCGAUUACUCUAAACCUCUUAGUUUCUUGCCAGCAAGAGUUGUGUUCUCGCAGGCGGUACAGGCAGACGAUUUGUCCGUGGAGUGAAUGACAGCUUCUACAGAAGUCGAUCUGCCGAUACAAUUGUGGUGCUAACAUGUCUCAGAUUUCAACGUCCUCUGAAAAUGAGCGGAAAUACCUUCUCAGCUCGCCAGUUCCAGUGCGGACAUCAUCAGAACCCUUACCUUCUAAGGCUACCGAGGACACUGCCUCAGAAACCGACUGUCCAGAGAGGGUCUCCAGGUGUAAUUACGUGCCAUUGGAGUUUGUGGUGUUUGUCUACUUCUUCGCCCGCGCUAUUCCAAUCUUGCUGACCAGUUUUUAUUUCUUCGAUACAGCCAGUCACUGGUAUGGCGAUCCAUCCAUGGACAGCCUCAACCCGUGCGGCAAGGGCACAGCGGAACACAAGGACGAGGACAAGGCCAGGAGGGUCAAACAGGAAGCGGUGCAGCUGGACGUCAUGGCGGCCUUCACCGGCUACCUGCCUGCUGUCAUUCCCACCAUCUUCCUAGGGCCCGUGACAGACCGGUUUGGCAGGCGCGCGGGAUUUGUUCUGCCUAUUCUGGGGACGUUGUGCAGGUGUACCGUGUUCCUGCUGGUCAUUGGAAUUGGGGGUGUUUCCCCUUAUUUCAUGUACCUUGGAAUUGCGCUCGAAGGACUUUGUGGAAACUUUGGCGCCAUGUUGAUGACAUCCUUCAGCGCCGUGGCGGACAUAACUCCUGUUGGUCCAAAGCGUGCGUUUCGCAUCUCUGUGGUAGAAGCAGUGCAGGUCAUUGCUACGAGUGCCGCAACUUUGACAACAGGGUUCUGGCGCAAAGUUGGCUACUAUCAACCACUCAUCCUAUGUGGUGUCCUCUCCUUGCUUUGUUUAGUUUACACCCUCUGGUGGCUGCCGGAGACACGCCACUACUCCGGACAAGGCCUCAGUGUUGCCGUCAGGGGACACUUCAAAGACAGAAUUCAAUCAGAAAGCCAGGAGAAUGGCUUGGCCGGCGGGGAGUCUACGAGCCACAGCUCCGGUCAAAUCCAGGUCGCUCACACCUACCCAUCCAUCUCCAUCCACGGAGCUGCGUCCACUGAUUGUCACUCUGGUCUGGGUCCUGGACACGGUCAGAUAACGUCCGACGGCGACUGUUUGUCGUUUCGCAACGGGCGAGGAGAGUCUCCAGCUUGUUCCAUGCCUUCUCGCAGGCAGGAGGGAGCGAUGCAUAGCGCAGACCACCCCGGUGGAGCUGCUGGUCCCGGUGGGUCUCGCACCCUGACCCAGGGGCAGAAGUGGGAGGAAGCGAAGGAGGGUCGCUGCUGCGACGCCUGCGCGCACUUGCUGGAGAUGGUGCGCAAGUGCGUGAGGGUGUACAGACGAGUGGACACACACCAUCCAAACAGACAAUGCAUACUGGGGUUGUGCAUGGCCGCCUUCCUUCUCACUGUCGCUGUUAACUUCACCAAGCCUGGCGUGGAGGAAGUUUACAGGAUGAGCGACCUGUGCUGGAACGCCGUCAAGAACAGCAUCUACACGUCCUGCUGGCUGAUCGCUCACUGGGUGUGCAUCCUCGUCACGCUGCGCGUGCUGCAGCGCUGGCUGCACGUGCACGACGUGUACGUGGCCAUGAUUGGCUGCAUCUCGGGCAUCGCCGCAGUCGUCGUCAUGGCGUUUGCAAAGGACGACGUGCUCGUGCAACUCUCUGCGGCGGCGGGCACCUUUGGCCGCGCUCUCAUUCCGAUGCUUCGGUCCAUAUCUUCAGCAUCUGUGGAGGUCGACGAGCAAGGAACAUUGUUUGCAGGUUAUGCGUGCGUAGAGCUGGCGGGUGCAGCUUUGUUCAACAUAGCAGUGGGAAAGCUGUACAACACGGUCGCUCCAAUCUGGAAUGGCAUCAUCUUUGUUAUCUUUGCUGCUGUCCUCUGCAUCGUCCUCCUCCUGCUAGUGUUCCUGGCAUAUCGUACUAAAAAAGAACACGGCGUGAUCGUGACCGAAAGAAAAACAUACCGGACUUUUGAAAACGAAUGAUCUGGGGAAGGUUAUUGGCUAUGCGCACUUUUUCAUGCUUCGUAUAAUCUAAUAUCACCACCAACACUUACCCACUCCGCCUCCCUCCUCUUGGCCAGCCAAUAACACACAGAGACCCAUACUGCGUUAGCUAUGUUAUUCCCCAUCGACCUUUCACCGGAGGUCCAUUCGUCACAGUUGUAAGGUCCAUGUUACUCCUCUGCUCUCUUAUAAUAGAGAUGUCUGUCCAGACCCCUGAAACACUUGCGCGCUGAUGCUGUAAAUUUCAUCAGCCACUGAUAAUAGCAGACACCCUUCUGGUUUCCAUCUCACAGUCUCAUUUUUACUAAUAACACCAUCGUUCUUUAAAAAAAAAAAAAAUCCCCACAAGUCAAAGCUCGAGCUUCCCAAAAUGAAGGCCGCCACAGACGAAGCCUGGCGAGGCUCUUUAGAAAUACAAUGGUGGUGUCAGAACUAGCGCGGAGCUGCCUAGUAAAUCUUGACAUCACUACUUACAAACACUUAGAUUUUACUGCUGAUACUGUCUGACAUCACUCCAUAGUGUUGCUGACAAUCAUAGCAUGUCCGUCUAUAGUGUCCUUGACAAUCAUGUCCGUGAUCCUGGCAUCCAGAAAACUGGUCUCUGGGUCAAUUUUUUUUCCGCUCUGGCACACUUGAACGAUUUCCUGUUUAAGCUGCUGACACUCAUGAGUCUCAGUAGCUCACUUGUGUAAUGUACUGUUACAAAGGGGAUAGGUGCGAGUCCACCCCUAUGUAAUUAACGGUUAACAUAGCUUUAAUGAUUAUUAGCCCACCAUUUAAAGCUAAUAUCAGUGUAUUGUUGGCGUCCUGAUAUAAUGGCGAAACACUGGCUCUUUGGUUUGCCAGCAUGUACACGCAGACCACCGUGUUCUCACUGCACGAUCAGUUUUUUUAUGCAUGACAUAUUUACAUGUACAUGUACAUAUUUAUGCUUCAAGUCCAUUCCAUGUUUAGUGGCAGUGAAUGUAAAUCCACAGCCUAGGUGGACCCACCCGGUGGUCAGGUAGGCUGAUCUCAUACAAACGUGACUUCAGCAAUAACGAAGGCCACCAUGUGUUCAGCUGUAUAAUCUUGUAAUCGGACACGUAUAUCGCUAAAAUAUCCAGUUUUCUACCAUUGUAUACCCGGUCAUAAUACUGACUCCCUCUCCUCUUCCCUCCAUCAAUCUGCAGAUUUAGUACCCGUUGUCUAUGUUUGUCUGUGAAGCAGCAGUAACUUACAAACCCCGUAUAAGAUUUUACUAUGCUAAUCUGUACUUCACAGCAUGUGAAAAUAGCUACCAUCGGUGUCGCCAUCGCCUCAAUUCAGAAACUCAUCCCGUUUACACGCCCUAGCUGUGAUUACACGCCCUGUGAUUACACGCCCACUCCUUAUAUUAUGCUUCGCUGGUCGGCUGGUUGGGCUGAUAGCGAACUGUUUCCACUUUUAGGUAAUAUUCUCAUUGGGUAGGGUGGGUGGAGGGGAAGUGUGGAGGAAGGGCAAGGAAACCGAAGUGAUGGGAGCAAAUCUCCCUCUCGACAUUCAGAGAAUGUCCUAAGAUGAUAUCUGAACCCAAGACCACCCCAGAUUAAGGAUUCUCGAACUAUUGCAAAAUUUUAAAUUAUGAAUUAUAUAUGCGCUACUGAAAUCUUGGUGGUCAGCGGUGUGGCCAUGCAGUUGUCACAUUAAUGUGUGCCAAAACAAGAUCUGAACACGGACGUCACAAAUAUUCUCAACGAAUAUCCGUGAAGGGAGAGAGAGAUAGGAUUGGGAGGUGGGAGGGAUAGACUGUAUAUACCAGAUUGGGUUUGAUUGUCCACCUCCACAUUUCCACUCAACUGUCAUUUCUUUAAAGGACAGCAGGUGGUGUAUCAUGCGGCCUGGGUAUAUAACUUCCUGCUCGGUUGUCAAGCAGGCUAUAAUCUCGAGAGGCGUAUCCUGCCACACAAACCCGAUUAGCUUGAUGAAUACCCAGGGUGGUGUGUAAAAUUGUUACAGUGGGAGACUGCGUGUGUGCCCACGAUUGUGAGUAGUUUUUCACUUGCUGUCAUGCGUGAUAAAAGAAAAGUAACGGUGAAUAGAAUGCUGUAUAAUGUAUAUUGAAGUACAUCGAAAUCGACGUGAAAGACGCUCGCCUCAAGAAGUGUUUAAAGCAGCCACGUCACAGAACUGCAAAGUCCCCGAGCUGCUGCCUUUUGCUUUAUCUUGCGAUUGUGGAAAAUCGUGAUAACCCUGCGACACAGGCAGAAAUAAAUAAAAUAAAAAACACGACAUCUCAACACACAGCCAUGAAAUGGUUAUCUUUUCUCUACUCUCAACUUCGUUCUGAUACACUUUUGUCACAUUCUUUAUCCCCCUUCCUCUGUGGCUAUCACCCGACCUCCCUGUACUCUCGCUUGUCAGCUGUUAACCCCGCCCAUCCACUGACGUCCCUGCAUUGUCCCCCAUCCUUUGCAUUCAUGUGUACUUAACAGUUAUGAGCGAACUAAUUUUGGGACUUUCACAUUCCGCAGUGAGCACACAUGGCUGUUAUAAAAUACCGCGUAAACUUUUUUCAGAUCUGACCUCCUGGCCUGUAUCUCAUUAGAAUCGAGGUCUUGUUUUUCCUCAUUGUUGAUAGCUUCCUCAUCCCUCGUAUCUGUUAGUCAUUUUCUAUGCCGCUCCACAGUUUCCGAUCUCCACUGGCAUUUUUUUACAACUUUUUGAAUUUUGCUAAUUCCCAGGACCUAGAGUUAUAUUAUGAUAUUAUGGUAAAGCAUUAUUUUAAAUGAACAAAAUUCUUAUAUAUUUUUCUAUCGCUGUCAAUUAAAUUUUGUACAAAAGUGUC